Messenger RNA from Glycine soja, 882 nucleotides. RefSeq lists its product as uncharacterized. The transcript is spliced from 7 exons. The record is from RefSeq and is a predicted model, not a curated record. Bases 1 to 882 code for a protein of 293 amino acids. NCBI's taxonomy places the organism in Eukaryota, Viridiplantae, Streptophyta, Magnoliopsida, Fabales, Fabaceae.
AUGGAUAUCUCUACAAAGAAUCUUGCGAUCCUCUAUGAUGUCAUGGAAAUAAGACUUUCAAGUGUUAUGCUGAGUUGUCCAAGCGACCAAGCUUGUACCAGUUGCAAGCACUCAGACUCCACCACAAACGAGGUGUUUGUUACCCGAGAUGAUGUUUUGCAGUGGGCUCGAUCAGUUGCUCAUGAAAACGGAUUUAUGGUGGUGAUUAUGAGGUCAGACACAAACACUGAUAUUAGAGGAAUGACUUCAUUUGUGUUAAUUGGUUGUGAGAUGAGUGGUCAAUAUAGGUCUAGGAAGAAAGAUUUUGUUAGAAGAGAUACUGGAAGUAGGAAAUUUGGGUGUCCCUUCAAGCUUCGUGGGAAACCACUGGUUGGAGGGCAAGGGAUGACAUUCUCUGCUGGUGUUGCAUAUCUGAAGGGUGAACGGUUUAAUAAUGUGGUUUCACACGACAAGAAUGUCAAGGCAAAAUUGAAGCGUAGUGCAUCAUCUUCUGACCAGCCCAUUCCAAGAAGGAUCAUGCCGAUGUUGGAUCAAUUUCAUUCGUUUAUACACGAUUUCACUGACAACAUUGUGGAUGCCAAAGCUGACGGUAACUGUGGAUAUCGUGCGAUUGCUGCUUUAUUAGGUAUGAGAGAAGAUUCUUGGUCCUUGGUGUGCAACCAUUUGCUUAAAGAACUUGGCAAAUGGUCAGAUGACUAUAUCAAACUUUUUGGUAGCACAGACAGAUUAAAGGAAAUAAGGAGGUCCCUACUUGUUAUUAUGGAUAAGUGGAUGGAUAUAACCGAGAUGAGAUAUAUCAUUGCAUCAAGGUGUAGAACUUAUGAAUUUACUGUGACGUCAUUACUAGGGUUACCUGAUACGUUUAACGGUUAUGUAAUUUAA